AUGGCGUGGGUGCUUCGUUGCGCAGGACUCUUAAUGAUAUGCUGCUUAUCUACAGAGGCAUCUGAGGGCGGAAAAGACAAGCGCUUCAAUCAGUCUGCUCGUGUGAAUGGAACGGGCUUUGCGAUCGCCGCAGAGUCCAAGCAGCUGCUAAGCAGCAAGGCUUUGAGAGGCACCAAGAAGGACUCAGAGGAGAUUCCGGACCCGAAUGAGGAGGAACCGAUCCCAUUACCAAGCAUUCACUUCAUUGCUGAGUACAUUGACAUGGCAUCCAAGCAAAUCAACACGGAGCUAGCUUACAUUCCAGCGCGUCCCUACCUCAACAUCAUCACAAACUCCUCGCCCAUACAGCUCCAGAUGGCUGGCAUUGCGGCAUGGGCAUAUGACCUCGAGUACUUUAAGAUGGCAUACCCCGACGGCUGGGCAGGUGGGUGGAAGGUGGUGGCCGAGUACAUCAACACGACUCAGUCUUUGCUGGUUGAUGGCCAUGAUGUGGUGGCCCUCCUGGCCAAAGGCAAGAACUGUGCCAUUACCUUCUCAGGGACCCAUGGGCUGGCAGACUGGUCGACCAAUCUCAACAUCCAGCAGGCAAGCCUCCCACAAUGUGGGCUCUUUGGAGUGCACGAGGGGUUCUUGGAGGCAUUCUUGCAGUUCAUGCUCAAUGAUGACUGGAGCGAUUCCUUCGAACCGUAUCUUGCAGAGAACUGCUCGGAAGGAAUCCACGUCACUGGUCAUUCGCAAGGUGCUGCUGUUGCGGCAGUCUUUGCGGCGUGCAUGAACGCUGCCGGCACCAACCUGACUCUGCCGGACCUCUGGCGUUUUGGCAAGCUCGUUCAUGCUGGGCGCACGGUCCGGACGCGAGUCAACGUGACGGACUUGCAUGGCUUGGGCGGUCCUGGCAUUUCGACAACGCAGUUGUGGAAUUAUCAGCGCCCGGAUGGGGUAUUUCCUGGGUCACGGUUCUUCAACCAGGACUACAUGUCCUUUGACCCUGUACCUUGGCUCACCUAUGCGUUCAGAUAUACGCAUCCCAGGGCGAGAACGGUCAAGAUGUCCGACAGGCCACAAAAUUUCGGCGCCAUGACAGAGGAAUCCAUGUUCGAGCCGACCAUUGUGUCUUUUGUCCCGGACAUAAUGUUCCACCUGCCUCCAGAAUACCUUCGACGCAUCGUGAUGGCAAUUAGAAGCGUGUCCGUGAAGGUGGUUCAGGCGCGGGGCCUUCCAACCCGUUCCGCCCGCCCGCUGCUCGGCGACAAGCCUAGCAUCUACGCCACCAUCGAAGCCAGCAACCGGAAAUGGCGGACGACUCCUCGCACCUCGAAGAAGAAGAACAUGGCAUCGCCGGCCUGGGGCGAGACGUUACACCUUGAAGAGUACGAGCCCGGGGAUGAGCUUGAGGUCAAAGUGUGGGAUGCAGUGUGGCCUUGGGGAGUGGACAAGGCGGUCGGCACGGUGAAGUUGAACAGCAAAGCUUUUGAACCUCAUGGUUUCGAUGGAUGGGUCUCUACGGAGUCUGGAAUUCGUCUGAAGGUCAGCGUUGUUAUCUCAUAUCGCGACAUGGACGGCAUCUGA
Symbiodinium natans is the source of this 1569-nucleotide messenger RNA. The record is from the annotation of a GenBank genome assembly. NCBI's taxonomy places the organism in Eukaryota, Dinophyceae, Suessiales, Symbiodiniaceae.